Molecule: messenger RNA, 2372 nt
Organism: Amoebophrya sp. A25
Lineage: Eukaryota; Dinophyceae; Syndiniales; Amoebophryaceae
Source: the annotation of a GenBank genome assembly
UGCGAAUAGACUAUCGAGUACAACGAGAAGGAUAUUAACUGGUGUCUCCGUCCGUUUGUUGUUGUAGCUUUGUUCAAUCCGAAUACGGACUCGCACUAUCAUAUAUUUUUGUUUACUUGUAUAACCACAUCCUCCCACAGAGCUGAAAGAUCUGAAAAGAAGAAUGUUUUCGCUAUUAAGUGGCGUUUACGAGUAUGUGGUGCAGAGACCAGAACGUCGUUGUCUCUUUUUGGGCCUCGACAAUGCAGGAAAGACGACUGUGCUAGAGCAACUGAAAGCCGGUUUCGGAAUGAAAAGCUGGGCAGAUCUGUCGAAAUUACCGCCAACAAUAGGGUUUAAUGUCGCAAAAAUCCACAUCUCUGGCGUUGACGCGAUUUUCUGGGACCUCGGGGGACACAAAAAUUUUCGCAUCGUCUGGCAAAACUAUUUUGCGGAGGUAGAUGGCAUCGUUUUUGUUGUGGAUUCCAACUCAACGCCAGAGAGGAUUGACGUUAUGCCGUGUGAUCGAUGUCCGAUGAAUUCACAAACAAAUUUUGAAUUUAAUGUGCGCACAUCUCGGUAAGCAGCAUGCAACAAGACCUACAUCAUUACCUCUAGAAAUGCAAUCGUAAAACGGACUAUUCAUCAUGAAAGAUUGUCUCGCUUUUCCGUCGUACUUGUUAACCUGACUUCUAUUCUCCUUCGUCCUUUCCUCUCUCUCUCUCUCUCUUCAUGGAAAAAGCAAGGGACGUACUGAACAAUGUUCUGGCACACCCGCUGAUUACGACCGAUAUACCGAUUUUGAUUUUGGCGAAUAAGCAAGAUUUGCGGAGCGCUCUUAGUGUGACAGAGGUCUGUGCACGCUUGAGAACUGAAAAGCUCGAGUCAGAACGGAAAGCAAGCGUUUACUUAUGUCCCUGUUCUAGUUUGUGUUUAAUUCAUUUUCAGCCCUCUAAGUAAAUCGUUUCUGCUGUUUGAAAGCAACUUGUUGGUUUGCACUAGUAUUAACUAGGCAUGGCCAUCACUAUGAUCGUCAUCAUCAUUAUCCCCCCUCUCCCCAUUCCUAAAAAGAAGUGAAAACCUCUUUUGAACAGAGAUCCAUCGAGGGGGUAUUUCUUCGCGGAAAGUGGACUAGUCAAUUUAUGAAAUCUCUAAGGUAGGUCCACGGUUGUGCAGCUUUGAAGAACGACGGACUGGCAGACGGGAUCAAGUGGUUGCUCGAGGAAACGCUCAUGAAACCACGCGCGCCGCCGACCGUGAGAUGACGACUGGUCAUUAUCCAGAGAUUCAUAUUCAUUCUACUCCUGCUGCCUUUCUGAUUCUGAGGUUCAAAGUGGAAAGGCAAAGGCAGGGAGAAAUAUCGUUUCGACAGAACCACAUAGAAGGACAAGGAGAGAGUACGGGCAGUAGGUGCGUGGAAGCAAAAGAAAGGGAGUAAUCUAGCAUGCUGAAGCAAAAGCCAAAGCGGGAGAAAAGCAGUAGCAGAAGUAGACGGUGUAAGAAGCAGGAGCCGAAGUGCGUGAUAGAAGCUGGCACUCUCAUUUGCAGCAGGCAGUAUACGCAAGAAUAAGGAGAAAUCAGCCGAUAAAGUGAAAUCGGGAGGAAAUUUAUGCUCGGGAUGCGUUUCUCAUCUACUACACAGCGCUAGCUCGUCCCGAUCGCUUGUCCCAAUCGGAUACUGCUGAGCAAGGAGGGCUAGUCAGAUCACUCGUAUUCAUGACGCACCGGCUUCGGCGCAGCCGUUUGCCUCAUUACGCUACGGUCUAGUACGGUGGCAGCGACAUCGGCAUGUGCAGGACGAUUCCUACUACAAUUACACCUACUUCUCGUUGCAUUAUUUGGGUUGUAGCAGGAGAGUCUCCUACGAGAGGUGUGCUCGGAGGGUCAGCCGUAUGGCGAGCAGCACCGUGAAACCCGGAGUGCCGAAUAAGAUUGAUAACUAUAUGGCGAUGUUAGAUCUAGAGGGUGAGCCAAAUGAUUCGCGAGAGUCCUCAGUUCGAAGUGAAGCCAGUGAAAAAACAAGGGUUCGGAUCGGGCCUUUGUUCGACUUUCGUGCGAAAAAUUAACACUGUGAAAAGUUUACAGGGUGCGAAGCUCGCGCAGCGCGGAAGGUGGGAACCUGUAUUAGUGUGAUAUUGAAGAGCAAAACACCUCAUGAGGAAUCUGCGUAGCUUUCUGCACAAGUUUGCAGCUUCCUAUACAGACAACAGGCAGAAAAAGCAUUUGUCCUUUUGAGCACGUGGCACAAAAGGCGUGCCACGGUUUAGAGGCUUUUCCCCAGCCCUACGUGAUGCAAACAUCAUCUAGCAACCUGCAGUGAGUAUCCCUUGUUUGAUGAUCCACGCGCAUGGUCAUAGUGGACGUCUUGCGUGCCCAUGGUGAUGGUUUUUGAU